AUGCGGCCCGCCGGCUGCUUCGGCGUUCCGCGUCACUCCUUCAGCCGCGGCCCCGCCCAGCGGCCUCGCAGCAGCAACCCUCGCAGGAGAAAUCCCCACAGGGCUGCCCAGCGCAGGGAGUCGCCCCGCGCCGCGCAGCAGCCCGGCUCCGCCGGCCGGCAGCGUGAGGAUGGCGAGGCGUGCCUCACCAGGGGGAGCUGGGAUCCACCCGGUCUGACGGCAUGCCGCUUUCCAGGUCUCCCUUCUGAAGCAAAUGAGGAUGAAAAUGCUAAACAGCAGUUUAACCCAACCAUUCCACCAUGUGGAAAUAGGGGUGGGAACUCAAAGAUGCCUCCAUUUAAGAGUGGAUGUGCAAUUACAAAGAUGCCAAGAAACUCUUUCCCAGUGAAACCUGAAUUUGAGCUUUCAGACUCUGAUAAUGUAAGUGAACUUGUCAUUGAUCUGCCAUCAGAAGUUCCUAAUAAAAAGCCAAGAAUAAGAAAGAACUGUAGAAAUGCUAACAGGGACAAAGAACUGGCUGCUGUAACAUGUGCAGGAAAAUUACAUGAUGAUAUCAUAGCAGACAUUCUUUGGAAUAGAGAAGAUAAAUCUGAGGAAAUUACUUUGCAGAAAACCAGCAAAAGUUUAAAUAAGCUUGGAAAACUAGGCAAUGUUUCUCCAAAAGCAAGCAAAAUUUGUUUGCCUGAUGUAAACACUGGUAUAUUGAAGAGUCUGGGGGAAAGACAUGCCCUUACUUACAGUGAGGACAAAUAUAUGUCUUCAGCUGCUUCUACUGAGGCAAGCAUGGAGAAGGGAAUUCUGAAGCAAGGAAAUACAAAAACGAAUAUAUUGGUCAAAGUAUUUCAGGAGAGUACUACUAAUGAAGUCUGUGUGAAGAGCAGAAGAGUAAGAGAGUCUCCCUUGUGUACUGGUCACUCAUCAAAAGACGGAACUGCAAUUGGAAGACCUUAUGAGGAAAUUAUAAAUACAGAGAAAGAACAGAGUAUAGAAGAAAGUGGGGGUAAUGAUAGUGAAAAAGAUGCAUACCCUUGUUCAACUUAUUACUUAAAUAAGAAAGAAAUUGGGCUGGGUUCAUCCACCGAGGAAGCAGAAGCCAGUGGGGAGGACACAGGGCUCUCCGAGCCAGAUGAUCCUUUAGAGGAGUGUCGAAGAAUUUUUGACGAGUUUGAAAGAGAAGCACAAAAGAAGGACCAUAAUAAGCAGGCCCACGGAAGAAAUGAAGCUCUCAGUUUGUUAGAAAACAAAGUAAAUGUUCCUGGGCAAAAGAGAAUUGCACACAUGGCAAAAUUUGAUGUUUUUAAUUGGAAAAGGCCUUCUGUUCCUGAAUCAAGAUGCAAAGUACCACAAGAGACAAGACAGCGAUAUUUCACUUGCUUUCUUACAGAAUGUGUCAAAACAUGUAGCACAGUGAAUGAGGCUGUUAACAAGGCCCUAAUGGAAGAACAAUCUAUUUAUGAUCGCUUUGGCAAUAAAAAGAUGUACCUGAAUCUUGCGGUGAAGACUCUCAAAAAGCUAAGAGAUCUUGGGCAAUCUAAUAACAGCCGGUCUUCCAGUGGUACUGGAUCCCUACAGUCAGAGGAAGAAAAAGCACUUACAGGUGGUGCUCUAUAUGAACUCUUAAAAAAGUAUCUUCUGACUAAUGAACAGUUGAACGAAUGUAACUUCCCUCGACAGCAUCCUGGAAAAAAUGGUAGUGCUAUUCUUACUGGUGUAAAAAAUGCUGGAUGUAAUGCUUUCAAAAGGGUCUGCUGUAGGUGUGGUGAAACAUAUGCUGUUACUUCUUCGGGAACACAUAAACGUAAAGAGGAAUGCAACUAUCAUUCUGGUGGAGUAUUGAAACAAAGAGUACCCGGUGGUGUGGAAAAACGUUAUAGCUGUUGUGAGAGAGUAGUUGGGUCUCCUGGAUGUCAGAUUGCAAAGCUUCAUGUUCAUGAUGGGAGAAGGGAGAAAUUGGAAGGCUUCAUGAAGACAUUAAUUAAAUCACCACCUCUUGAUGGAACCCAUGAUGUAUACGCUCUGAACUGCGAGAUGUGUUACACAACCCAUGGCUUGGAACUAACUAGAGUCACAGUGGUUGAUCCUAAACUACAGGUUGUGUAUGAUGUAUUUGUUAAACCAGAUGGUAAAGUUGUGGACUGCGAUAGAAGACUCUCUGGAGUAAAAGAGAAUGAUCUGAAAAAUACCACGACAACUCUUCGGGCUGUACAGGCAGUACUGCUAAACCUGUUCAGUGUGGAUACAAUUUUAAUUGGACACAACUUGGAAAAUGACUUUUUUGUUCUCAAGCUAAUUCAUGACAUGGUAGUGGACACAUCAGUAGUGUUUCCUCAUCCACUAGGCUUGCCUCACAAAAGAACACUUGGAAGUCUGACAGCUGAUUACCUCAAGAGAAUUCAUCAAGAUGAUGGACUAGAAGACCUUUCUGACAGGCCAAACAUCAUUGUUUUGAAGCACUUCAGUACAGUAUUUUUAAGAGGCUAUACCAGAAUACAGCCUGCAUAAGUGAUAAAAUAAGCAAAGACUGAGAACCUGGCUUGGCUAAGGCUAGAUUAUUUCUGUAGUAUAAAAUUUAGAUACUCACCUAAACUAACAAUUUCCCAUAAAAGGACACCGUAUGACCAUCUGCAACAGAGGGAUAUUAUGGAGUGCACCAAGCAUACAACAAGAUUUUAUAUUUUUAAAUGGUAGAUAAUUUUGUAAGUAUACAGAGAACACA
Melopsittacus undulatus (budgerigar) is the source of this 2716-nucleotide messenger RNA. RefSeq lists its product as uncharacterized. Gene Ontology annotation, molecular function: nucleic acid binding; exonuclease activity. NCBI's taxonomy places the organism in Eukaryota, Metazoa, Chordata, Aves, Psittaciformes, Psittaculidae. The record is from RefSeq and is a predicted model, not a curated record. Bases 1 to 2502 code for a protein of 833 amino acids. Gene Ontology annotation, cellular component: nucleus. The transcript has 15 exons.